GCAAGGAAAUUCCGCCUGCUUGUCUUUCAGAAUGAAGUCCGACUUUUAAAGUGAGAGAGGCCGUUCUGUAUGUCACAGUGCAAAAACAAGGGAACUGUCACCACAGCCUGGCGCCCCACAAAAGCAGAAAUACGGAGAAAUGUUCCUCCUGAAAAGGGCUUGAGACGAGCAGAGGAGAAAUGGGAAGUACUGGGAAGAGACGCCGGAGUUCUUUAGGGAUCUUCGUGGUUCUCGCUCUCUGCGCAACGUGCGCCAGCAGUCGAGGACCUGUUGGUGAUGGCCUUGCGGAUUCCCUGUCAUCAAUUGGUGGGACAUUACCUCACUUUCUGCAAGAGCCAGAGGAUGCUUACAUAAUCAAAAAUAACCCAAUCAAGUUGCGUUGCCGUGCGACUCCUGCCCUGCAGAUCUUCUUUAAGUGCAAUGGAGAAUGGGUCCAUCAGAACCAACAUACCUCACAAGAGUACAUGGAACAAAACACUGGGCUGAAAAUCCGCGAAGUUAUGAUCAAUGUUACCAGGCAGCAGGUAGAGGAUUUUCAUGGUCCAGAAGACUACUGGUGCCUCUGUGUUGCCUGGAGUCAUCUAGGAACCUCGAAGAGUCGUAAAGCCACCGUGAGGAUAGCCUACCUCCGAAAGAACUUCGAGCAGGAUCCUCAAGGGGAGGAAGUGCCAAUCAAGGGUAUGAUUGUGCUGCAUUGCCGUCCCCCGGAGGGAGUGCCCAUGGCAGAGGUGGAAUGGUUGAAAAAUGAGGAGUUGGUCAGCUCUCUUCGAGAUGAUAACAUUGACACUCGAGCUGACCACAAUCUGAUCAUCAAUGAAGCCAGACUUUCGGACUCCGCCAACUAUACCUGCCUCGCCAGUAACAUAGUGGCAAAAAGACGCAGUGCCACGGCGACUGUAGUUGUUUUCGUUAAUGGUGGUUGGUCUUUGUGGACCGAGUGGUCACCUUGCAGCGUGAACUGUGGGAGAGGAUUUCAGAAGCGUUCUCGGACCUGUACUAACCCAGCACCUCUGAACGGAGGAGCGUUCUGUGAGGGCAUGUCUGUGCAGAAGAUCGCCUGCAGUGUCGUCUGCCCAGUGGAUGGAGUGUGGGAGGAGUGGAGUGAGUGGACAAUAUGUAAAGCCCAGUGUGAGAGGCAGAGAUGGAGGGAGUGCAACGCUCCUCCACCCAGACACAGAGGCAAGAUGUGUGAGGGAGAAGGUGAAAGCACAGAGAACUGCACGGGGGGAUUGUGUACACAAAAUGGAAAGCUGAUGCAUGACGUUAAGCCUCAGAGUAUGGAUAAUUCUAUCGAUGUUGCGCUGUACUCUGGUCUGGGUGCAGGGGUGAUUGCUGUGGUUGUUCUCAUCGUGGCCAUCGCUCUCUACAGGAAGAGUCAGAGUGAGUACGGAGUAGACGUCAUUGACCCAUCUGCUCUGGCAGGGGGCUUCCAGUCCUUCAAUUUCAAAACCACCAGACAAGGCACUCCAUUUCUACUGAAUUCCUCCAUGCAGCCUGACAUAACAUUGGGCCAGACCUACAGCAGUCCAAUCUGCUUCCAGGACUCCAUUGACAAAGAACUCUUUGACCCCCUGCCAGACAAGGUCAAAGAUCAGAGCUCCUUUAUGGUUUCACUAGGUGUUUCAGACAGAGCUGAGUACCAUGUCAAAUCCCACCAGGAGAACCUUACUGCUGGCCUUCACCCCAACUACAGCACAGUAGAGGGCAAAAAGAUGAGUAUGAUUCCUAAUGGACCGCAUACUCUUGGGAAGCCUCAGUUAAAGACAAGCGCUGUGUUUGGCCACCUGGGUGGCCGAUUGGUCAUUCCAAAUGCAGGAGUUAGUUUGUUGGUUCCUCACGGGGCGAUUUCUGAGGACACUUCUUGGGAAAUGUACAUGCUCAUCAAUCAAGGAGAAUCGAGAGCUCAAUCAGAGGAAAGGUGUGAGAUCCUAUUAGGGCCGGAGAUCACGUAUGGCCCUCCAGGGCUGAACCUGUCCUAUCCUGUUGCCAUGACGAUAGCUCAUUGUGCUGAGGUCAGCGCUGAAAACUGGAACAUUAAACUCAAGAGACAAACCAAGGACGACAAGUGGGAGGAAGUGAUGUCAGUAGAUGAUGAGUCAACCUCCUGCUAUUGCCUGAUGGACUCACAUAACUGUCACUUGUUGCUGGAUCAGCCAGGCUGCUAUGCUCUGGUGGGUGAACCCAUCACUGAUGCAGCCAUAAAAAGACUAAGGAUUGCAGUUUUCGGCAGUAUGGAGGCCUCCUCCGUGGACUACAACCUGCGAGUGCACUGUGUAGAUGACACACCACAUGCCUUUCAGGGAGUGGUCACUGCUGAAAUCAGCAAAGGAGGUCAACUUCUAGAGGAGCCCAAGACUCUGUUCUUUAAAGGGAACUGCCUCAGUCUGCAGGUGUCCAUCCAGGACAUCCCUCAGUUUCUGUGGAACAUCAAACCCUUCACCACCUGUCAGGAAUUCUCCUUCACCCAAGUGUGGUAUAGUAACCAGCAGCCUGUGCACUGUGCCUUCUCACUACAGAGACAUAGCGCCGCAACCUCCCAGCUCUCUUGCAAGAUCAGUGUGCGGCAGGUCAAAGGUCACGAGCAGAUCCUGCAGGUCUACACCUCAGUGGCAGAGAGUGAGAAAGAGACAGUCCCAUUUUUUAUGCAGGCAGAUUGCACGGUCACUUCAGAGACAGGGGCCAAAGCCUUCAAAAUCCCCCUGUCUAUUCGUCAGCGGAUAUGCACCACCUUCGAUACUGCCAAUGCCAAGGGCAAGGACUGGCAGCUCUUAGCUCAGAAACUCCACAUUCAAAGGAACCUGUCCUACUUCACUAAGCAGCAAAGUCCCUCUGCUGUCAUUCUCAGUCUCUGGGAGGCCAGGCAUCAGGACAGUGGAGAUCUUGACUCACUUGCAAGUGCUUUGGAGGAGAUUGGAAAGAUCCAUUGUAAAAGUCUGCCUCAGAGUCCUGAUGAGAAAAAACUGGACUUUAACUUUUGAGGGAUGCCAAACUGGAGACUAAAUUAACUUCCCUUGGUGCAAUUUCCCCAGCAUCUUCUAAAUUAGAGUCCAAGAAGACCCAGCAAAUGUAUAUCAAGUCUGCGUGAAGACUUUGACUAGAUGUGACCAAUCAAACACUUUUAUGUACAUGUGCAAACAUUGGCAACAAUUUGGUGCAGAUUCAACAACUUCAAAACAUUUUACUCGCAGCAAAAAUCAGAAUGUUGUGCCAAGCCUUCCCAUCCUACAUGAAAUUCUGCCUUAGCCCUCCGCUGGUGUUCAUAAUUUUAAAUUGUGUGAUUUGAUUAGUGGCCAAGCUUACGUUUUCUUAACAUAUCCUGAGCCAGAUUCACACUUUAUCUUUGCCUAUUUUUUUUAGCAGUCUUGUGUUUCAGAGUUGAGCGGUAUUUAUAUCCCUUCUGCAUGUUUCUGCUGGCUUGUGCUUUGUUUGCAAUAUACAGUAUGAUGUUUAGAGAAGAGAGGCGAGUGGAAUACACUCAUGCAAACUGCUUUUUUUUUUUGUUUUUUUUUUUGGUUCUCACAGAUUGUGAUUGUGAGCCACUGUGUUCCUUUACUUACAUUAUAAUUGCAUUGUCCAAUUCAGCCCAAGAGAGUUAGAUCAACACCAGCGUUUGUGCGGCACCCCUGCUACGAUGCCCAGAGAUCGCCCACGCGCAUUGCCUGCAAUAAUUCAGCUAAAAUCAACCCAAACCCUCUGUGGAGUAAAAAUGUAAUGUUAGGGGGAAAAUUGCAACCUUAGAAUCGUGCUUGUCACAGAUUAUGCAAACAGAUUACUUCCUGGGUUCUGUAUAGACAAAAGGCGUAAAAAUCAUUACAGCAAGCACCACAUCAUUUUUCCCUUAGAAAGCGUCAAAGUAGAACUCAACCCCACUGACUCAAAUGUAUUAUUCUAUUCCUCUGAACAUUUUAAAGCCUGCUAUGAGUCAAUCAGGGCAAAGAGCAGGUCAGUGUCUUGCCUUUAAUAGUGGGAGUCAGGCUUGAGACAAAUAUUGAUCACAAGAAGCAUUUACUUAACCAGUGCAGAUGGCAGCACAUCCCUUUUGUUAAUGCAUAAAGCUUUUCUUUGAAAUGCAACUGAGGGAGACCACUGUAGAAUGAAGACUCUCUUAUCUCCUCGGACCAAAUUCCACCGUUCAGUGUGAGACACAACGGGGGAACACGGACUGGCUAGCAGGGCAACAUAUAAUAAAGGUCUGAUAAAGGGAAAAGAACUGUGUGGAAACUGCUGUCAGAGUGCAGUAAAAAUGUUACGUGCUUAUUUUCCAAGUCAUCUACUUCAUUAACCUUCUCUCAUGAAAGAGAAAAUGCCUCCAAGAUGCUCAGUGUAGAUGGUUUAAGUUCCAUAGCCACUACAGCUAUCUUAACCAUUAAAAUAUCUCUUACACUGGAUAUUCUUUUUGUGUUUUGCUUGAAUUAUAGGAUUUAUGAAGUAUUUUAGCAAGACUGAUUUGCUGGUCACUUUAUUUUGUGACAAGUGUUAUUUAGAUUCUGGCUGAUACAACGCCAAUCCUCCACAUCACUAUAUAAUAGCCCAAAGAAAUUUCUAUUUUAGUUUUAUUCUUUCUCUCUGUAGCAAUGAGACUCUAUUGUUCCUUUUUAUUUUAAACUAUUUUGCACAUUUACUGUUACCCCAUUAAAAUUAAAUUUAAGGGAUUCAUAUUUUCUUCCGUGGAUCACAAAAGGAGAUGUUUGGCAGAAUGUUAGGGGCUGAUAGCCUCAGUCACCAUUCACUUUCAUUGCUUCUGUUUUCCAUGCAAUGAAAGCGAAUGGUGACUGAGGCUAACAGUCUGCCUAACAUCUCCUUUUGUGUUCCACAGAAGAAGAAAAAAACUGUAUACAGGUUUGGAAGGACAAGCUAGUGAGUAAAUGUCAGACAUAAUUUAAACUUUUGGGUAAACUAGUCCUUUAAGGCACGUCAUUGUGUCGUCGUGUUUACAAAUCUGAAAGAAAAUCCCUUUUGGUGCUCAUUAAGCCUUUUCAAUAUUCAUAUUGUGACAAAUGUCCACAUAAUGGAACAUGAAGUUAAACUUCAAAAAGAACAAAAUAAUAAUUCUAUAAAUGUCAACAAUGCCAGUGUUCUCUAUCAAGGGAAACUUCACAUUUUCCCCCAUUAUUAAGGAUAGCAUUAAUGGUAUUGGAUAAAUUAGUACAUAGCUUUCAAAUGGUAAAGUUAGAAAUGUUUAUCUGCCCCACGUUCAUGUUAUAUUUAGUCCUUUGCUUCAAAUUAUAAUUCUUGUGCCUUGUAUAACUUCUGUAAAUGGUGAAUGUUGUACAGGUUAAGAUGGGUCUACAGAUCAUGCAAUGUACUAUAAUAUAUCAGUUUAAAAAGAAAAACACUGUAAUGCACUGAUAUGCAGGGGUCAAGAGCUUUUCUAGUGCUAUAUAUACUUGUUUGGUAUCACCAGGCCAGCUUUGUUGUAUACUGUAUCUAUGAUUAUGAACAUUUUGGAUGUUUUCUGUACAGUAGAGUUUGCUGAUGUAUAUGCAGUCUUUUGGAAAUAAAUGUACAGCUGAAGAGAGCUGCAACUCUA
This is a messenger RNA of Myxocyprinus asiaticus (Chinese sucker), 5530 nucleotides long. Its product is annotated as netrin receptor UNC5D-like. Gene Ontology annotation, cellular component: membrane. Gene Ontology annotation, biological process: netrin-activated signaling pathway. The record is from RefSeq and is a predicted model, not a curated record. The coding region runs from base 180 to 2978 and encodes 932 amino acids. Lineage: Eukaryota; Metazoa; Chordata; Actinopteri; Cypriniformes; Catostomidae. The transcript is spliced from 17 exons. Gene Ontology annotation, molecular function: netrin receptor activity; protein binding.